AUUUUUAUAUGUAUGGAUUGUGCAGGUUUAAUAUAAUUUUCAUUUAUAAGGAGCCCAUCGAACAUUAGGUCCUAGUGUUACAAGAGUAAGAUCAACCAAUAUUGAUGGAUGGUAUUAAGAAAAUAUUGAUAUUAUGGAAUCUAUUGGUAAUGGAACAGCAAAUUCAUAUUGGGAAAAUAAAAUGCCAAAAGAUUUUAUGUAAAUGAUUAUAAAUAACAAUUUUAUAGCAAACCUACUAUUAAUUAAGGUCUAGAUUCAUUAAUUAGAUUCGUAUAAGAGAAAUAUGUCAAAAAGAGAUUCAUACCUUAAAUAUCUUGUCCUGAUCCUAAACAAUAAUAUAUUCUAACUAAAACGUAAUAUUUAUAUUAUAUUCUCAAUUAGAACAGUCAAACCCUUUUAUUUUAAUCAAUAAGAAAUUAAAAUAGAAGAACCUAAAGUAAAAUUGGGUGAUUUGAUUGAUUUCGAAGAUGACUUUUUUGGAGUCAAAAAACCAAUUGUAUAAGUAGAAGAAAACUAAGGAUAAAAUACUCAUUAAGGUACUACACGUUCAUUGUCACCUGAAAAGGAUUUCACUGAAUUUGUACAAUCAACUUCUAAUAUUAAUCAACCUAUCCAUUCAUUACCUUCUUUAGAUAUACUUACACUCUACAAAUCAGAAUCUUAAUAAACAUAAUAAUCAUAAUAAAUAAUACCAAAUAAAAAUUCAAAUUAUGCUUAUUUAUCUAAUAUGGGAUAAUAAUAAAAUAAUGGAUUUUAUAAUUAGCAAUUAAAUUAUUAACAACAUCUUUAUUAGUAAUAAUAAUUAUAAUAAUAAUAAUAAUAAUAAUAAUUAUUCCAAUAUUAAUAAUAAUAACCAAUUUAAUCAAAUGGACCUAUCAAUAUUAUGGAUUUAUAUUCAAAAUGA
Molecule: messenger RNA, 904 nt
Organism: Paramecium pentaurelia
Lineage: Eukaryota; Ciliophora; Oligohymenophorea; Peniculida; Parameciidae
Source: the annotation of a GenBank genome assembly